Messenger RNA from Xiphophorus hellerii (green swordtail), 2477 nucleotides. RefSeq lists its product as uncharacterized. The record is from RefSeq and is a predicted model, not a curated record. The coding region runs from base 1491 to 2477 and encodes 328 amino acids. Lineage: Eukaryota; Metazoa; Chordata; Actinopteri; Cyprinodontiformes; Poeciliidae. Gene Ontology annotation, molecular function: protein dimerization activity. The transcript has 2 exons.
CCAGGACCAGACAGAACCCUGCAGCAGUGACCAACCUGGAGAAGCCAGCCAGGAGACACCAGGCCCAAGUGUAUCACCAGCAGUUCCAGAGAGAGAUGAGGGUGAUAUAGAUUCAGAGUCAGACUCUGGGGAGGAAGACAGUGAAGCAGAAGGAAAUGGCACUGAACUCCCCCCACCCAGCACAACCUAUUGCACACCAAAAGGACCAGGCACACACUACCCAUGUUAUGCUACAGAAACUUAACUAAUUACAACUUAACUUAUUGAGAUGUCUGCCCAAAAAUACUCUUAAAAUACUUAAUAUAAUUACCUAAUAUUUAUUCCAGACAUCUCAAGAACUAAAGCGGAAGGUCCAGCUCAGCCAUGUCUGUCAAAGUUCCCAAGAACUCAGCAUGGAACAAGAACAAGGGUUUCAACAGCUCUUGGUACAAAGACAAUCCAUGGCUUGAGUACUCUGUAUCUCAAAAUGCCAGUUACUGUUUUGCAUGCAGGCAUUUCUCCCUCCCUAGUUAUACAGAGUCAUCCUUCACAUCUGAAGCAGGGUUUUUCAACUGGAAAAAAGCCUUGUUUAAGGAUGCUGGGUUUAAAGUUCAUUCAAAAUCAGAGCAGCACAUAAAUGCAAUGUAUGCCUGGACUGAGUACAAAAGGGUCAAUGAGUGUAACAGAUCUAUUCUUGAUGCCUUAAAUGAGGGUAGGAAACAGAAAGUUGAAGAAAAUAAAAAAUACAUUAAAACAGUUGCUGAGGUGUUACUAUUAACAGCAACUCAAAAUAUUGCACAAAGGGGUCACAGGGAGUCUGAUGACUCUGACAAUAAAGGCAAUUUUUUAGCCAUUUUGAAUGAAAUUGCAAAGCAUGACCCCUCUGUGCAGAGAAGGUUAGAUGCACAUGGCAAUGCAAAGUAUACUAGCCACCAAAUCCAAAAUGAGAUUCUGCAGGGAUUGGCUGAAAUGGUUCAAAAAGAAAUCAUAGCUGAAGUUAAACAAAGCGAGGUGUUCAGUGUGUUGGCAGAUGAGACUAGAGAUUUACAAAAGAAAGAACAAAUAUCUUUAGUAGUUCGUUACUAUUACAGUGGUGCCAUACAUGAAAGCUUCCUUCACUUUCAGUCGGCAGAAAGCUUGGAUGCUGAGGGUCUGACCAAAAUGAUAGUGGGGUGUCUGGAGAAGCAUGGUCUGGACUACAGAAACAGGGUUAUGACGGUGCCUCUGUGGUGAGUGGGAAGCAUUCAGGUGUUGCUGCACGCAUUAAAAACGAUGCCAAGUUUGCAUUUUAUGUACACUGUAACGCACACUGUUUGAAUCUCGUUCUUGUUGAUGUGGUAAAGUCAGUGCCUGAAGCUGAAGACUUUUUUUCUCUUCUUCAGAAUAUUUAUAAAUUUGUAACUGGUUCUGCUGUUCACACCAAGUGGCUUGCUGUCCAAAAAGAGCUGCAUCCACAAGAGAAACCUAGGGAGCUCCAGAGACUAAUAGAUGCUAGGUGGGCAUGUAUCUACAUGGCAUGUCGCAAUGUGAGAGACAGGCUUCCAGCGGUUUUGAGGCUUCUGCAAGAUAUUUCCCUUGAAAAUAACAGUGGGGAUAGAAAAGUGGAAGCAAAGGGUCUUUUGGCUCAGAUUGAUUUUCAGUUUAUAGCACUUUUAGUUAUUUUUUGUAAAGUGCUCGGGGAUAUCACAAUCCUGUCUGACAUGCUUCAAUCUAGCAAUCUUGAUUUAUCAAAAGCCGUAGAUUUAGUCGGCUCCCUGACAGACACAUUGAAAAGCUACAGAAGUGAAGCUUGCUUUGGUGAACUACUGAGGGACACUCAGGAACUAGUAGAACGCUGCAAAAUAAGCACCCUGCCACUCAGCAAGAGACAGCCUAAGGCCAGUUCCAGGUUUUUGGACUCACUGGUAAUGACUACUGUAGGACAGAGGCACAGUGACCAAAGUAAUGAGGAUUUUAACAGAGGUGUCUUUUAUCAGAUACUUGACUGUCUCACAGCUGAGCUUGAGAGGCGUUUUUCACAGAAGAAUUGUGAGAUAAUGCUAGGGGUUCAGUCUCUAGUCCCAAAAAGCCCAUUAUUCUUGAAAGAGGAAACACUGUAUGCUUUUGGACAGACAUUUGAGUCAGAUCUAGAAGAUCUUAAACAUGAGGUUCACCAAACCAGACGGCUUCUUCUGAGGAGAGAAAACGGUGGGUUAGAGAGACCCUCUACUUUACUUGACCUUGUUGUGUUCCUGGAACCUUAUAAAGAGUUUUUUCAUGAGCUGUUUAGACUUUGUAAGAUUUCAGUUGUUAUCCCAGUCAGUACUGCGUCCUGUGAGCGAAGUUUUUCUGCUCUAAAACUGAUCAAAAACCACCUUAGAACAACUAUGGCUGAUGACAGGUUAAGUCAUCUUGGCAUUCUCAGUGUUGAGUCAAGGAGGGCACAUACCCUCAACAUGGAUGACUUUGUAAAACAUUUUGCUUCUUCCCACCAAAAUCGGAGAAUUAUGCUCUCUUGA